Messenger RNA from Aspergillus chevalieri, 3309 nucleotides. RefSeq lists its product as uncharacterized. Bases 1 to 3309 code for a protein of 1102 amino acids. Lineage: Eukaryota; Fungi; Ascomycota; Eurotiomycetes; Eurotiales; Aspergillaceae. The record is from RefSeq and is a predicted model, not a curated record. Gene Ontology annotation, molecular function: ATP binding; RNA binding. The transcript has 4 exons. Gene Ontology annotation, cellular component: nucleus; intracellular anatomical structure.
AUGCGAAGCUAUUUGCGAGUCCCGCGCACACUUCUGUCCGUCAGGAAUAGGUCGUCGAAAACCGAAUUCGCUUUCCGUCGUUUCUCCGGUGCCUGUUCAUACAACCCUCAGCGUUCCGCUUCCUACGUGACCCAUACAGAACCUAGAGCCUCAGGCGCGACCCUUCAUGGACGGAGGCCAGACUUUAUACGAGUAAAUCGAUCGGGCUCACCCGUUUGCUAUCCGACGGGAUUCGAACCAAUUCUUGGAUUGCCGGUUUCUGUUGUUGGAGAAGACCACCCAAAAGACGCCAUCGAGGAGGAAGAUCCCGAUAACGAUGAGCGAUAUGGAUUGCUACCCCAAGACUCGGAUUACAAUGGUUUAGGCAAAUGGCUUGUUGAAUCUCCGCUGGAGACUAUACGUGCUGAAUUUGAGAAACACAAUCUUGUGACAGUGGUGACCCACUCCUUGAUUUUGGAAACCGUGGUUAUCUAUUCUAUCAAGUGCCAUGUCCAUGUUACCGGCAAACCCGUAUUUGCAAACUGCAAUGGCAGGACGGAGGAAGAGGCGGCACGCAAAGCUGCCCUACUCAUUGUGCAAAAAAUGCACACGCAUGGUACAUUGCAAAUAUUAAAUCGUUUAAGGGAGGGCGGGAGCCUGGAGCUCGCAAUGAACACAGACCUACUCGCAACCAUGCGCAGCGCCUUACCGGAUCUAAUGCGCGCAGGACAGACUCCCGUCGAGAGAAGGCGUUGGUUCCUACCUAGGACUCUUGCAAGAAAUCCUUCUGAAGCUGCGCAAAUGCAGAAGCAGCCCUCGGACCAACAGUGCCAGGCGGCCGAUCUGCCAAUCAACGCCAUGAAGGAUCAAAUCCUUGACAUGAUCCAGUACAACACAUACAGCAUCAUUGUAGCGGAGGCUGGCGCUGGAAAAUCGAGUCAGCUGCCCCAAAUGCUGCUCGAUCAUGCAAUUGCAGGGUCAGCAGCGGCUUGCAAAAUCUUCUGUGUACAGCCAUAUCGAAUUGCCGCGUCUUCGCUUGCUCGACGGGUUGCGAAGGAGAGGGGCGAGGAGCUUGGACAAAGCAUUGAAUACAAAAUCCAUAUCGACGAUCAUCUUGGUGUAUUCGGAGUACCUAUCACGUAUUGCACAGCCGGCACUUUGCUGCGACAGUUGCGGCUUGCACCAUCCCUUCUUGAUUCGGUGUCAUACAUCAUUCUGGAUGAGGUUCACGAACGAACCGUUGAUCUUGACCUUACAAUGCUCUUUUUGAGGAAAGUCAUCAAUGAACGCCGAGUAAUGAAAGCUCACACACCGAAGGUCGUGAUUAUGAGUGCGACUCCAGACAUUGAUCGCGUUGCUUCUUAUUUCGGGGAUGAGUCGAAAGCAGGCUAUGCUGUGCCUCACCUUUACAUUCCGAGCCCAAGCCGCUCGGCUAAGAAGCAAUACCUUGAUGACUUAUUACCAUCUUUACAAACCAUGUAUCAGGAGAGCAUAGCAUCCCCAUACCUCCAAGAGCACAAGACACGAACCUACCUCGGGCGCCAUUAUUAUCAGUCUAAGAAAAAUAAAAUGGUUCGCAAGAUGAAUCCAGCCAAGUCAGAUUUGACGUCUCUUGAGAACGACCAUUUUGUACCUAUCGGCUUGGUCUGCCUGACAAUCAGCUAUGUUUUGUCCACUACCGACGAAGGCACCAUUCUGGUCUUUCUCCCAAGUCUGCCGCAUAUCACUGAAGUCCACAGAAAUCUCCGACACUACGGCAAAGGGCUUGGGAUUGACUUUGCUGAUACGGAACGAGUUGAGAUCCUGCGACUGCAUUCUAAUCUCCCGGACAAUUACGAUGACGUUUUCAGCGAUAGCCGGCCAGGAUGCCGGCGGAUUAUCCUGGCAACAGACAUUGUCGAGACGUCUGUAACCCUGCCUGGCGUAAAGCAUGUGAUUGACACUGGCCAAACACAUCGUAGGGUCUAUGACCCGCAAGCGAGAUUCAGCCGGCAACUUUGCCAGUGGGUUAGCAAGUCCAAUCUUGCCCGACGUGCUGGCUGGGCAGAACGAGUACAAGACGGUGGAUACUUUGCUUUGUACCCGCGCAGCCUGCAAUAUCGUUUUGAUACUAAUCCGCCUUCGGAGAUCUCCCAGGAUAGCCUUCAGAAUGCCUGUCUGAUUGCCAAAAAAGCAGACCCAACCACGCGCAUUGAAGUCAUCAUGGAGCAGUUGAUUGAACCACCAAAUAAAUCCCGCGUCAACGAAGCAGUUCAGAAUCUGCAAUACAUACGGGCUAUGAACUUGCGUGGUCACCCUACGGUGCUCGGUGAUAUUUUGUCCGAAAUACCAUUAGACCCCUGUCAUGGCAAGCUGGUCUUGCUGGGCGUCAUUUUCCGCUGUCUAGACCCUCUCCUCAUCCUUGCGGCUAUGGGGGGCGACUUGGCCUUGUUCCAUACGUCGCGUGGCAUUGAGCGGCGCAUGGCCUCGAGGGAUUGGCGCAUUAAGUAUUCCAUAAACAGCUGGAGUGACCACAUCAGCGCGAUCAACGCCUUCAAGUCCUUACGUAAGGUGUGGUACCAUCAGGGAACUGUGGAAACGUUGGCACGCGCCUUUGGCCGUAGUAUCAACUACGAUCGAUUCCGGGAAGCGCUGGACAUAGCACAGGAAACCCAUAGGAUCCUCGUCCGCGCGGGAAUCAUCCCUCAACAGUUUUACACCGAUGAUUCUCAAUUCCGGUUCGGCGGUCCGGAAAUGAACGUGAAUUCACUUCACGCCCCCCUCAUCAAGGCCUUGAUUCUCCAAUCCACAUAUCCCAACCUUGCUGCGCCGGUGCCGAAUGACGACUCGGUCUACCGCACCAGACGCCACAACAAGAGCUUCCCUCAUGCGUUUGGGGUGAACGGUAUCACACCACCGCGUUGCAUACUCACUUACAACAAAGGGUAUACAGAACGUUUCAUUGCGGACAGAUUCAUUCUGGGUAACACCAGCCAUGUCACUCCGUUGGCGGCGUGUCUCUUCGGAGGGCAACUUCGGGGGACCAGUAACACGUUGUGCAUGGAUGAGUGGCUGGAAUUCAGUAUCCGACUCAGUGAGGGCUCUGAGAAAGAUAGUGGACAGACUGCUAAGGAGCUGAUUGAAUUCCGCAAAGCACUUGAUAGGGCAAUCAUUGCAGCCUUUAAAACACUCACUAUCCCAUACGAGAAUGUGGAUGAGGGCUUGCCACCACCGAGAUCCAAUGUAACCCGUGAUCUCAUUCUAGAUACCGUUUCAAAGAGCGUUGUUGACGUUCUUGAUCGAGACAAUGAGAAAGUCCCCAUUGCUGCGCAUGCACAGCCUGAGAAUUGA